Molecule: messenger RNA, 2311 nt
Organism: Stegodyphus dumicola
Lineage: Eukaryota; Metazoa; Arthropoda; Arachnida; Araneae; Eresidae
Gene: mre11
Product: double strand break repair nuclease mre11
Biological process (GO): double-strand break repair via homologous recombination; mitotic intra-S DNA damage checkpoint signaling; mitochondrial double-strand break repair via homologous recombination
Cellular component (GO): site of double-strand break; Mre11 complex; nucleus
Molecular function (GO): 3'-5'-DNA exonuclease activity; manganese ion binding; single-stranded DNA endonuclease activity
Source: RefSeq, a predicted model, not a curated record
GGCGCGAUUGUUGACGAUUUAUCGAGCCGAUUAUGAAUCCAACUUGACGUAAGGUUGUAGAUAGUGUAAAAAGUUUGAGAUAACUUAUCCACAAUUUUCAAAGAACGGGUGUUUAUACCUUUUAGUGCAAAAACUAAUUUUAUGUGAAUUUUAAUGUGGUCGGGAUCUUAAUUUUGAUUUUGCAACCGUUUUAGGAAUGAGAAAGAUUACUCCAAAGAUAAAUUCAAAUUGCAGAUGUUUUUUGAAUGGAAUAGCUUAAGAAGCAGAAAAUGUUUUUGAAGUUAUUAUUCUAAAUGGCAAAUUUAGGAGAAGAAGAUAUUUUUCAAAUUCUUUUGGCUACAGAUUGUCAUUUAGGAUACCUUGAAAGUGAUGCAGUGAGAGGUUCUGAUUCUUUAGUAACUUUCGAGGAGAUUCUGAAUAUUGCUGUUGAAAAAAAUGUUGAUUUUAUACUUUUUGGUGGUGACUUGUUCCAUGAAAAUAAGCCUUCACGUAAAGUCUUACAUAGCUGUCUAACACUACUUAGGAAGUACUGCAUGGGAGAUCGACCAAUACAGUUUGAAUUCCUAAGUGACCAGUCAGAGAACUUCAAGCAUAGUGCAUUUCCUGUGGUCAACUAUGAAGAUCCAAAUCUUAACAUAGCUAUACCAAUAUUCUCUAUACACGGAAAUCAUGAUGACCCAGCUGGCUCUGGGUGUUUUUGCUCUUUGGAUUUAUUAAGUGCCUGUGGUUUAGUAAACUAUUUUGGAAAAUGUACAGAUUUAGAAAAUAUUAAUAUUUGUCCCUUAAUGUUGCAGAAGGGUAAAACUAAACUAUGUUUGUAUGGUCUAGGAUCCAUCAGAGAUGAACGUUUGCAUAGAAUGUUCCUUGAUGGAAAGGUAUCUAUGCUAAGACCUAGAGAAAAAUGUGAUGAAUGGUUCAAUGUAAUGGUUUUGCAUCAAAACCGAGCAAAGCAUGGAGCAAAGAAUUACAUUCCAGAACAAUUCCUAGAUAAUUUUCUUGACCUCAUAGUAUGGGGACAUGAACAUGAAUGCCGUAUCGAUCAAGAAUGGAAUGGCGAGCAGGCAUUUUAUGUAACACAACCUGGCAGUUCGGUGGCUACAUCUUUAUGCCAUGGUGAAGCGGUACCAAAACAUGUUGGCAUUUUACAGGUUCGAGGCAAAGAAUUUCAAAUUACUAAAAUUCCACUACAAACAGUCCGUCAAUUCUAUAUCAAAGAUGUUGACUUAGAAGAUAUCAGCUUGAAUUUAAAUGAACCUGAUAGCUGUGAAAAAGUGAUGGAUUAUUGCAGAGAACUAGUAGACCAGUUUCUCCAAAAAGCUGAAGAGGAACAUACAGGAAAUUCUAAACAGCCAACUCAACCUCUUAUACGUUUACGUGUAUUUUAUCCGUCUAAUUUUGAUACCUUUAGCGUGCAGCGCUUUGGUCAUAGUUAUGUUUCCAAAGUAGCCAAUAGUAAAGACAUUAUAUUGUUUAGCAGAAAAAAAGCUGAACGAGCAAAAGCUGCAGAAAUAGACUCUGAUAUGCUGAAAACAAUUUUGAAACAAGAAGGAUUUGAUAAGAAAAGAGUUGAAGAUUUAGUGAAAAAGUAUUUUGAACAGACAGAUGAAAAUAAGCGACUUUUAGUUCUUUCAGAAGUUGGUGUGAGUUUUGCUGUGCAAGAAUAUGUAGAGAAAGAAGUUAAGGAAGCAAUAGUUUCUCUUGUGGAACAUCAGGCUAAGAAAACUGAAACUUACUUAAAACAAAAUGUUGAAGACAGUUCUGUGAUAGAUGAAGAACUUCUGAAAUUUAGAGAAGAAAGGCGGAAGAACUCUGAAAAAGAGUCAUCAGAGUUUCAGUCUGUAAUAAAAUCAACAGGUAGUAGGACUCAGCAUAAUUCAAGUGAUAUUGAUGAUGACCUUAUGAAUGAUGAAACUGUUGAAAUUCCAGUUGCUAAGACUAGAGGUCGAGGUAGAGGGCGUGGGAGCCGAGGUGGCAGGGGAGCUAGCACUUCUACGAGAGCAAAUACUUCAACCAGAAGAAACACCCGUACAGCUGCACCAAAAGCAGAUGUACAAGAAAAUGGUGGAAAGCGUAGAAGAACUACAGCUUCAAGUAGAAAUGCCAGUCGACAAACUGACCUAAGUAGUUAUUUUCAUAAUGGAACUAAUGAUUGUGUGGACAUAUCUGAUGAUGAUUCUGAUGACCAAGAAGGUAAGCGUCGUAAAACUGCUCCUAAACGUAUUGUAAGCAGAAGAGGUGUGAUUUUUGACCUUUCAGAUUAAAAUAUGCAGAAUUUUCAAUAUAAGAAAUAAAUAAACUGUGGUUUUGUGAA